This is a messenger RNA of Dichotomopilus funicola, 3315 nucleotides long. RefSeq lists its product as uncharacterized. The record is from RefSeq and is a predicted model, not a curated record. NCBI's taxonomy places the organism in Eukaryota, Fungi, Ascomycota, Sordariomycetes, Sordariales, Chaetomiaceae. Bases 1 to 3315 code for a protein of 1104 amino acids. Gene Ontology annotation, biological process: subtelomeric heterochromatin formation. The transcript is spliced from 6 exons. Gene Ontology annotation, cellular component: nucleus.
AUGGUACGCGGCAACCUUCUUGCGGGUGUUUCCGACACACUGCGACCAUCAUCAAGACCCCCCACCAAGUUACUAACCCCUACCGCCCCCCAGGUCCUGUUCAAGCGCAAGCCGGUGCAGUUUCUGCCCGUGCCCGAGCUUGACGAUGACAAUCAAGAGAUCUGGUAUAUUCCCCAGACGGGCGAGGUCUUUGUCACAUACGAGGAUUACUUGAAUAGGAUGGACUUUUACAAGCAGAAACGCUUUAUUUGCACCAUCAGUGGCCAUUCAGGCCUGACAUUCUUUGACGCACUAGAGAGCGAGCUCGCCGGUGCCGCCGAAGUCAACCAAGCAUUCCCCGAAGCCCUCAAGGGCCCGAUCCUCCGACGUGUCCAAUUCCAGACCGUGUCCCGCAUCGAUACCUUGGUCGACCAGGUGUACGACGAGUUUAAGAACGAUUACUACCCCGGCGAGGCUGUUACAGUAUACGUGGUGGGCGGAGAGAGGCUGAAGGGUGUGGUCCGGGACAAGAUGCGCUUCGGGAGCAAAGUGCUCCCCGAUGGCACCCAGACCCCGAACUUCUCGCGCUACUUUGUUAGCCUGGACGAACGGCCGGACGAGGAAGCCAUGGUCUGUGAACCCAACAUUUUCCGCGACCGCAAAGUCUUUACCAAGGCCGUUCUCCGAUCCUUUAUCAAGAACACGGUGACGAGGGAAGCCUGGAAUGGAGCCCCAUGGCUAGUGAAGAACGAUGUCGCGGAAAAGUACCACAUCGACACGCGCAUCCCGGCCCACUUGCGCUACGACAACAAGUUGUUGGAGCGGAAGCAAAUACAGCUUCAGAAGAAGGCAUCACACUCGGACCUGACGCCCCAAGACUCGCCCGGCCCUGUCAGCCCCACCGGCUUCCGGUUGCCCGAGCUCAAGCCCGCGCCCAAGAGCCACAAGUCGAAGGCGCAACAAGCGCUCCAGGCUCAGCAACAUGCCAUCAAAGGCAAGCACAGCACGUUCGGGGGCCACGAACCAGGCUCCUUCAUGCAUCUUCCGCUCCCCGGGAACUCCUUGCAGCAGUUCCCCAUGUCGUACCGCGAUCAGCCCCCAGAGCCUAUCGUCCACCAGCGCGAACCGACCCCACCCCCACCGCCUCCGAAAUACCCGAUCGAAGACUUGCAGGUCGAGUCGCGCGGCCUUGUUCGACCGCAGCUCAAGUACAUGUGCCGCGACACGCCGGUCGAAGUUGGGCCCGAGUCCAAGUCGCCGUUUAGCGAGAAGAUUUUGAUGAAGUCAAUAGGACCCUUGCUUGAAACAUGGGAUACACUCAACGUCUACUGCGAGAUCUUUAAGCUCGACUCGUUUACGUUCGACGAUUACGUGGAGGCCAUGUUGGUUGCGUCUGUGGACAGCCCAGUGCAGCUGUUUGACGAGAUCCAUUGCGCCGUUCUCAAGAUUCUCGUCACUUCCGAGGCUGACGGCGGUAAGGUCCAGAUACAGCUGCCGGAGUUGGAUGAUGAAGACGAGGAGGAGGACGAGGAAGAGGAAGAGGAGGGAAGUGCCGAGCCAACUCCCGAACCGGAACCGCAACCAACGGGACGCGCGACGCGGAGGAGCUUGGCCAAGGCGGAAGCGGAGAGACUAGCAGCAGAGGCGGCUGCGGCCGAGAAGGAGAUGCAGGAGGCAGAAGACGCGCCGAAGCACCAGGCGGAGGAAUUACUCCACGACUACGACUGGAUCGAGCAGCUGUCGAAGCGCGAGUUCAAGGACGGCGGUUGGGAAAUGAUCUUGGUCGGGUUGCUCCAUCAGUUGUCUAAGAAUGAGCGGCUUAGCGCCGCCUGUGAAGAGCUUCUCCAGCAGCUGGUCCCGACUGACAUCGAGCCGAGCCAAGAGACGGUGCGCCAGCAGUACUCGGCCCUCGACAUCAACUACCGCGUGCAGGCGCUGCAGAUUAUCUGCAUGCUCACGUCCGAGACUAGGGCGAUCCGUGGGUACAUGGAGGACUGCAGUGAGACGAUGACAGGGUACAGGAAGGAGAAGAUUGAGUGGCAGAGAAAGAGGAAGCAACUGAUUGAGGACCUCAAGCAGCUCAACGACCAGCGCAAGAUCCUGCUACCCGAUAAUCUACCCCCCAGUCCACCGUUGGAACCGGCCAAGACAAAUGGGGACGUCAAGAUGUCGGAUGUGGAGGACUUGCCAGCCAACACCUCUGACGAGGUCGCAGACUCGGAUGACGAUGGUGCAGUGCGGAAACUGCGGCGUGCUAAUGACCGGGCCGCGGAGCGCAAACGGAAGGCUGAGCUCGAACAGGAGCGCAAGGAGAAGGCGGAAGCAGCAGCCAAGGUACCCAAGCAGUCGAAGCAGUUCCAGCGGGUGCUGAAGGACAUCCAAAAGAAGGAAGAAGAGAUUGCCGAGUGUGAGCGCGAGAUUGCCGUGAUCGACAACGACCUACGCGAAGCCGACUGCCCGCGCACGCGUGUGCUCGGCAAGGACCGUUUCUGGAACCGGUACUACUGGUUCGAGCGCAACGGCAUGCCAUACGGGGGGCUGCCCGACAGCUCCACGGCUUCGGCAGACUACGCCAACGGCUGUCUCUGGGUGCAGGGUCCUGACGAGAUCGAGCGGGAGGGUUAUAUCGACAUGAGCCCCGAGUACCAGGACGAGUACGUGGCCAAGUUCAACACCACGGUGCCCGAGCGCAAGAAGCGCGAAGAGGGCGCCACCAGCGUCUACAACGCCUGCCAAUGGGGGUAUUACUCAGAGCCGGAAGACGUCGACGCCCUGCUCGGCUGGCUCGAGCCCCGCGGUGUCAACGAACUGAAGCUGCGCAAGGAACUGGUCAACUACCGCGACAAGAUCGCCAAGAACAUGGAAAACCGCAAGGCCUACCUUGCCGAGGCCGAGGAACAGCAGAAAAAGGAGCGGGAAGAAGCCGCAAAGGCGGCGGCCGCUACCCCGGCCCCAACUCCCACACCAGCGCCCCCCACAACAACAACAACCACAUCCACCAACCCCCCCAGCAAACGCAUGACCACCCGCGGCCGCGGCGUCACCACCAUCUCCGCACCCCCCCUCGAACCGUCCCCCGAACCCCCCGCGCCUCCCGCACCAAUCGCGCCCGUAGUCGUUGCAGCGCCGACGUCCUACCGCUGCAUGGCCUGGGAAAAUACCAUGGCCCUUGAGGAUAUUGGGCAUCUGCACAGCCUGCAACCGCCCCCGGCUCGGUCGAGGAAGAUGACCAAGAAGAAGGAGGCGGCGGAGAAGGCGGCUGCGGAGAGGGAGAAGGCGGAGGAGAAGGAGGUUAUGGUUACUAGGGGGAAGAAAGGGCGGCAGGGGGGGAGGUGA